AAGGCCAGAGCCUGCACUGGGCUGAUUUUAGAGGAUGUCGCACACCUUGGUAUUUUCUUAUGGUGAUAAGCGGGUCAUAUCUAGGGGAUCUGGAGCGGAGGCUGUUCGGUCCAUCAAGAACCUCGAAGCCUUCUUUCAGGAUGCAGAAGAGAAACUAGGGCUGCCACCAGGCUCCUAUGACUUUUACGACACCUUUGGCAAGAUCUCGACCCCUGCGGAUUUGCAGCGCGCCUUGACAAACGCUGGCUCGGAUGAGUGCAUCAUAGAGGUGAGAGAGCACUUGCACUUCAUCCGGAUCCGCGGGCUGGAGGUUGACAAUGCUAGAUUGACAGCAAGGCUAGAUGCACUUGAGGUUGCGCUCCGAGAAACCGAGCAGCGUAGCGACAUGAAGCUGGAGG
Messenger RNA from Cladocopium goreaui, 398 nucleotides. Lineage: Eukaryota; Dinophyceae; Suessiales; Symbiodiniaceae. The record is from the annotation of a GenBank genome assembly.